Molecule: messenger RNA, 1880 nt
Organism: Aedes albopictus (Asian tiger mosquito)
Lineage: Eukaryota; Metazoa; Arthropoda; Insecta; Diptera; Culicidae
Product: zinc finger protein 814
Exons: 3
Coding region: 132-1880 (582 amino acids)
Cellular component (GO): nucleus
Molecular function (GO): zinc ion binding
Source: RefSeq, a predicted model, not a curated record
UUUGAUGCGGUUUUCGUUAGGCAGUGCCAUAUACAGUCAGUGUAUAAUGUUUAUAAUCUAUACUACAGAUGUGUUUAACUUCUGAAGCUGAUUUGUCUCCCAUGGCGCUAUAGUAAAGCACGUAUUUCAAAAUGACAACAGAAGAUGUUUGUCGAAUUUGCGGGAAUACAAAAACAGUUAAAAUGUUUCGCUUUUCGGAUACAAUUUGUGAUAGCAAUAGAACAACAGCUCAAGUGAUAGAAGAUUGUUUCGGAUUAUCGAUAUCGGAAGACGAACUAUCUAGCUUUUACUGUAUUCAAUGUAAAAAUGAUCUGAAAGUAGCACUAAAGUUGAUUACCAGUAUUCGGGAAUCAGACCUAAAACUCAAAUCGAUUCUAACAAUUCCAAAAGUAGAAGUAUUAGAACCAACGGUUGAUAACAUAUCUUCGGUAUACGCCGGAGAAAUUGAAAUCAAAUCCGAAUUAACUGAUGACUGUUUUGACGAAGUUGACAAUGAUGUUGAUGAGCAUAUUGCACAUUCAAGAACCACACACUCUAAAAGACGAACAAGAAGCCAACAUGUUGCUCAAAGCAUCGAAGUUGUUGAGAGUGAGGAGGAAAUUUUGCUGGAAGAAUCUGUUGUGCAUACGGGCGUAAAACAGACAAACUCGGAAGUGCAUAUUAGAAAGACCAGGCGAUUCAGUACCUACACUACUCGUUCGGAGGAUGCUCUGUCCGCAUCAUCGGGUGAUUCGGACGAUUCCGAUUUCGAACCGGAUUGUGAUUCGCGAGAGGAUUCGGAGGGUAACAAAGUCAAACAGCGCGCAUAUUAUGGCGUCAAGUCCAAUUCGCAACCAAGGAGAUGUUGUGCGUGCAAAAAUUUUCCUCUCGAUUCGCACGACAAAGUACAAGAGCAUUCCGAUAAGUACCACCUCAAGAUGCGUAUGGCAAACCCGAAAGACUACGGAGAUAAGAUAUUCGAAUGUCCGGCUUGCUUCAUGAGGUUCGACGUGAAGAAGUUGUUCCUACAGCAUCAACGCAAGAUGUACGUGGAUAUGUUGCAUCCCUGUAAACAAUGCGAAGAGGAGUUCGCUAAUUUCUACGUCCUACAAAAACACAUACAACUCAACCACCAACGGAAGUUGAAACUCCGUGAACUCGAAGAACUGCGUAUUAAAAGCAACAUUUGUUGUGGCUGUCGGACGAAGUUCAACUCCCAGGAGGAGUUAAGGGAGCAUGCCUUGAAAGUUCACUUUCCCCUACGUGAGCCGCCAGAUGGCGACAAUACAGUGGAAUGUGAUAUCUGUUGCAAGACUUACAAAUCGAUCAAGUAUCUUAAAGACCAUCGGUUGCGAUUCUUCAAAAAGAAGAAUUGGAUAUGCGCUCAGUGUGGUAAAAGUUUUCGGGAGAAGACGCAACUGGAAGGGCAUGAGGAUUCCCAUCGAAAUGUUCGAAAAUACGAGUGUCCCAUCUGCCACGCUAAGUUUGCCAUGAAAGCUUCCUGGCAGGCGCAUGUGAAAUACCACGAUGCUCAAGAAAUCUAUCAUUGUGAGUAUUGCGGGAAGGGUUUCCGGAAAAAGGGUCUGAUGAAGGCACAUUUGCGUAUUCACUCAACCGAUCGGCCUCACAAGUGUCCCAUGUGUCCGCUGACAUUUACCCAAAAGAAUCGCCUAAACUCCCACGUAUUGGAGCACUCCGGCCAGAAGUCGUUCAAGUGCGAUCGCUGCCCGGCGUCCUACGUCCAUCAGCGAGCUCUUCGACGGCACGUCCGCGAAAAACACGAGGGACUUCACUCUUUCAAGUGCCACAUUUGUCCCAAGGGAUUCAUCGAACUAAAACCACUGCAGGUUCAUUUGAAAACGCACGAACGGAGUCACGAGGCGACUUUCUCAAAAAGUUAA